Pelobates fuscus (common spadefoot toad) is the source of this 2098-nucleotide messenger RNA. RefSeq names its product fetuin-B-like. Gene Ontology annotation, biological process: negative regulation of endopeptidase activity. Gene Ontology annotation, cellular component: extracellular region. Bases 101 to 1453 code for a protein of 450 amino acids. NCBI's taxonomy places the organism in Eukaryota, Metazoa, Chordata, Amphibia, Anura, Pelobatidae. The record is from RefSeq and is a predicted model, not a curated record. Gene Ontology annotation, molecular function: cysteine-type endopeptidase inhibitor activity. The transcript is spliced from 7 exons.
UCAAUAUAUAUAAGUGAGGCUGAAAUCCAUCUUCAGCAGAUUAUUUCUCUAAUAGCUGGUUUCAGUGAGCUUUGUCCUGUGUAUCCUUCUACAUAGAAGGAUGAAGCUCGCUAUUUUAUUAAUAGCUUUCAUUCAGGUGCUCUGCUGUAGGGCUGGUAGAAAACAGACAGAAGAAACUCCACUGAUUUCUUCUGCUUGCAAUGACCCUGAAGUAGAAAUCGCUGCAGAUUUGUCUAUUGACGAGUUAAAUGAUUUUCGAGAAGACGGCUUUGUCUUGGGGAUAAAGCGCAUUUCCAAUGUGCAGGAACACAAUGAGGAGGGUAAAGGUACGAUAUAUUACCUGACACUGGAUGUGUAUGAAACAGAAUGUCAUGUGCAGAGCAAUGAACACUGGAAGGACUGUGAGCCCAAACAGAGGCAUGAAGCUGUUUCUGGAGAGUGUAGAGUGGUAUUUUACGUUGAUAAACCACAGGAAAUUGCCAACCUGAUCAAAUAUGACUGCAAGUUGACACCAGCUAAUGAACCUUUUCCAUGUCUUGGCUGUCCCAUGACACAUCCAUUGAAUGACACCAGAUUUCACAGUGUUGCAAACGAAGGGCUUAAGAAAUUUAACAAGGACAACAACUUUGACAAUUUUUUUGCUCUUGGGAAUAUCACAAAAGGCACAAUUCAGGUGGUGGCUGGAGCUAUCUACAAGGUGGAAUUUUUAAUUCACGAGUCUAACUGUAACAAAUCCACAUCUUCUGGAAACCCGGACCUCUGCCCACCCUCGGAUUCUGAAUCUGCACAUACUGGCUACUGCAAGAGCAAAGGAAUAGCGCAUUUUAGCAGACCAGCUGACCCAGUUGUGACAGUCACCUGCAAAGUAUUUGAACCCGAGACUGACUCUAGUGAAGAUAAACCUGAUCGUCCUGGAAAACAUCAUCAUGGAAAGAAAGGAGAUCACCAUGGAAAGAAGCAUGGACACUCUCAUCACAAACAUGGUCAUGAACAUGGUCACAAACAUGGACAUAAACAUGGGCAUAAGCAUGGACACAAACAUGGACACAAACAUGGACACAAGCAUGGCCAUAAACAUGAUCAUGACCACAGUGGAAGUCAUGAACAUCACCAGAGGCAUAAUAGCUCUCAAGUGCAUGUGGGAUGUGCUCAGCCACAGUUUCCUUAUGGUAAAAUUACAUAUGUAGCUAUAGAAUCUACAUCUUCUCCCCAGGUUCAAGAGAAAGGGAGAAAAAUUUUCUCAUCUAGAUCCAAUUCACCAGGACAAGGAAGUCCGGUAUCUCCACCAAAUCUUUGUAGACCAACCCAACCAUUUAUCCGCCGUUUUCCUGAGCAGGCCUCCACAUCUGACCAAUGCCCAGGAAAGGACAAGAAUUUCCCACAAGAAGCUGUAUCUCCUUCUGAAGAGCUGGAGACAAGACCAUCAGAUAAGCCAAUAUCCAUUCCUAAGUAACCAUUUACUGCCAUAAUUAUACAACUUCUGGCGUUUCUAGAAACCACUAGCUAGACUAAAUUGGUCACAGGGGGUUCAGUUACUUUUCACAUUUGAAACAGGAACUGCACUCACCAAUCAAAAUAGGGAGAUUACACCAGGGAGAACACUAAUUCCUCUUGAAUUGUAGACAUAAAGAAAAAUAUCAGGGCGCACAUAGCCUCUAGCUUAAAUUGCAGGCUUUACUGAGAUCAAACAGGCAACAUUUUGGCUCAAACAGGAGCCUUCCUUAAGCAAGGAGCUACAGUUAUGAUUGGGCCAUAUCUACUAUAUUGCCUCUGUCCAUUAAACCAUACUAACUGAAGCUUUAGGAGUUUAUUCUAGCUUUAUUUUUUAAGAAAACAGGAAGACAAGCCAAGGCAAGUUGUUUUUUAUAUACCUCAUAAUUAUACUACAGUACAAUAAAAAUGUUAGCUUUAAAAAUGCCAAACAAUAAAUUACACAAAUAGGGGAUGGAGCAAUUAGUCCUUAUUUGCCAGUGUGCAAAUCAUACCAUAACGUCUAACUUUAUUUUUCAUUUAGCCUAAAUGUGCCUACAGGAAUGGUAACUAAUGCACAGAAACAUACCAUACGAGUUGACUCUAUAAGGGUUAUUCAAUAAGUGAU